AUGGCCGUCAGGGAUUCGAGACCCAGUGCCAAACCGACAAAUUUCCGAAAGUUCCCGGAGAUGCCAGGGACCUGUGUCCUGAAUAGCAGCAACGACGAGUGCGAGGGAGCCACCUCGGCCCGGCUGCUACUGCCGAUGCUCGAGGUGUACGAGGGACGCCCGCAACUGGGAGAAUGCAACCGCGUCCACCAGCACCUGCUCCAGCUCCAAUGUAUGAUCACUCGCGGCCCUGUGCAGGUCCAGAAUCUGACAAAGUCUAUCUGCCAGAUGCCUGCCAACCAGUGGAAGAAGGUCACUGGCAUGGCUGCCCACGAGGUGGCUGAGAUGAUCCGGCAAGACCAAAUUGACAUUCUAAUCGAGUUGGCAGGACACACAGCCAACAACCGCUUAGAUGUGAUUGCACUGAAGCCUGCACCCGUCCAGAUCACUUACAUCGGCUACAACAACACCACGGGGUUAGGCACAAUUGACUACCGGCUGGUGGAUGACAUUGUCGAUCCGCUGGACACUCAACAGCCCUUCAGCGAGGAACUGGUACGCAUACCUGGGUGCUUCCUCUGCUACACCCCUCCGGCCCGUGUGCCGGAUGUAGAGUCCCUGCCGGCUCUGCGAAACGGCUACAUCACUUUCGGAAGCUUCAGCUGCCUUGCUAAAGUGGGCGAGCCCGUCGUCGCACUGUGGGCUCGUUGCUUGCACGAGGUUCCAAACAGCAAGCUGCUGGUGAAGAACAAGGGUUUCUAUUCUCAAGACGUUCAGGCCACUUUCAUCAACAAGUUCAAAGCUUACGGCAUCCAGGAGCACAGGCUGAAGCUUUUGUCGCUUGCCCCCACAUCCUACGAACACCUCAACAUCUACAACGAGGUGGACCUAGCCUUAGACACCUUCCCGUACUCCAACACCACCACAACCUGCGAGUCCCUCUUCAUGGGCGCGAGCCUGAGCGGAGGGCGGCGUCCCAGCGGUGUGCCUGGUUGGAAGCACCCACGGCGCAAGGGCUCGGAUCUUGGAGCUUUGGACUGCUGUGAUGACCUGUCACGGUACCGCAGCUGGCUCCUUUGUUACGCAGACAGUACAUCAGUAGAUGACUUUGACGUGGCAAUGCCUGUCCCCUGGCCAGUGAAGCGAGAUCGCAUAUGCAUUCAAAACAUCGCCGAACGUGCGCUGACCAUCAAGCAGCUCUGUGAUUUGCGGGCCUUUCUGCAGCGGCUUUGCAAAGCCAAGCUUCUGAAACGCACCUGCGAUGACAAAUGCAGGUCUGGUACUUCCGGUCGUGCCGAGGACAAGCAGUUGAGCUGGCACGAUCUGAAUCUGUACGAUGUUACAGAUGAGGUCAUCAAGCCCAUCAUUCAGUUCCGCGAAAUGAAGGUGGCCACGAAUGUCCCAACGACAGGUCAUUUUGCAGGCUACUCAUGGGCGGAGCUUGUCAGUGAGAAACCGCAACGUCCGCAACUAAUGAUCAGUCACUGGUGGGGAGGUCGGUUCUCCGAUUUCAUGAGCGCUAUCGACAAGAUAAUGGACGACCGAGCACUGAGCAUAUGCACGACCUUUUGGGUUUGCACUUUCGCGAACAACCAAUUCGGCGAGAAUUUCGGCGCCACGAUCAUGGACACCCCUUUUGUCAGAGCCGUGGAAUUUGCAGAGGCGACCAUCCUGAUGGUGGAUCGCGAUGCUGGUUCGCUUCGGAGAAGUUGGUGCUGCCUGGAGCUGCACUACACCAUCCAACAAGAGAAGGCUCUGGAGCUCUACACUUCUGCCGGUCUUGUGGGGUCCAAUGCCGUGUCCUCCGGGCCUCUUGUUGACGCGAUCUCCCAAUGGGAUGUGCGAGACAGCACAGCGUCUGAGGCAGCCUACCGGCGUCAGAUCUUCAAUUUCAUUGCUGGUGUUCCAGAGAAGGCUGGGCUUUUAACCGUCGAUCGAAGUCCUUACGGUGAGCUUGUGCUUGUCGACGGGCGACCUCAGCUGGAUGGUCAAGAUGCCGGUAACAAGAGUGAGGAGCAUGCCCUCUUUAUCAAACACCACAAGGCCUUCGAAGCUUUGAACAUGGAUGUUCGGGUUUCAGUGAUCGGUCUAAUUGGUGCAUGCCGGAGGAACCGGGGCUGCGAACUGCCGCAGAUUCGUGAACGAGGAAUCACCCUUGGACAACUCAGAACUUUUGCGCGCAAGGCCCGGACGUCUCUUGGCAAGUCCUUGCCUGGGACUCCAUGGGAAGCAAUCACGGUAGAGCAAGUCACUACGACGUUCAUCAUCAAGGAGACAUCCAAACGCAACUGCUCUUACGUGGAACUCGUGGCUGAAGGGCCGCAGGUUCCAGACACCUUCAUCGACUACCAUGCUUCCAUGUAUUUAGCAGACGUCAUGGCUUCCAUUGAAUGGUUUGCUGAAGCAACCGGAAUGAAAGAUUCUGCGGUCUUUUUCUGGUGGCUGCUGGCCAAGAACCCGCAGCAAGUAGAAGCCGACAGGAGGAGCAAUCAAUUCGAAGGGGGUCACCUUGUUGUAGACAAGUCGCAGCGUGAAUGCCGAUCUUUGCUGGUGACCUCGGGUGCGAUGGUUCACUGCGGCGUUGCUACACAAACCCAGCCGUGGAGAAUCACCCGUGCAUGGCGGCUUUACCAGCUGGAAUGUGCAGCUCGUCUUGGGCAGGCGAUCUAUUUUGCUUGUCCAUCUGGAGUUAUGGCAUGCACGAAGCUCUUCCCGAAUGGCCAUUCCAAGUCUGGUACCAUACCUCGUGCGAUAACGGAGGCAGUUUUCAACGUGGAUAUUGAGGUUGCUUCUUGCACUGUCGCGUCUGAUCGGGAGGCUAUUCUGGCUUUCAUCCGAGGAAGUAAUGGAAGAGGGGUGGAGCGAUUGCGAAGGCGGCUUCAGCGCUGGGCAGCAUUUCAUUUGGUCUCAGUGCUGGCGGCUUCCGGUGACCAAGAACUGGCGAAGCUUGAAGAAAUCUGUUCGGUCCCCGGGUUCAGCAUAAAUGCAGAGCUAGCCAAAGGCACGCUGGGUGAGUCAACGCUGCACGAAGCCGUUGCAGCAAAUUCCUAUGCCACUGUGGAGCGGCUGCUCUCGCAUGGCUUUCCACCAGAUCCCCUGGACGCCAUGCACGAAACUCCACUGCACUAUGCAGCCCUUGCAGGCAACCUCCACCUGGUCAAAACACUUCUGGACGGCCGGGCGGACCCUGUGAUGGAGUCGGUAUUUGGAGAGACGCCCCUGGAUGUGGCUAUCGAAGAACCCGCUUCUUUUUUGGGCCAGGACUCCCGAGCCGUGAUAAAGAUCCUCACGCAGAGCUGCGAGAGGCGAUGCUCAGAGCAUCGCCGGCAGGUUUUGAGGAGCUCCAGCACCGUGUCCGCUGCGGGUCCAAGGAGCGGCUUCGACUCUCAGUGA
Molecule: messenger RNA, 3372 nt
Organism: Symbiodinium sp. CCMP2592
Lineage: Eukaryota; Dinophyceae; Suessiales; Symbiodiniaceae
Source: the annotation of a GenBank genome assembly